This is a messenger RNA of Fusarium vanettenii 77-13-4, 1131 nucleotides long. RefSeq lists its product as uncharacterized. Gene Ontology annotation, cellular component: cytoplasm. Gene Ontology annotation, molecular function: nucleotide binding; oxidoreductase activity. Bases 1 to 1131 code for a protein of 376 amino acids. Lineage: Eukaryota; Fungi; Ascomycota; Sordariomycetes; Hypocreales; Nectriaceae. The transcript is spliced from 4 exons. Gene Ontology annotation, biological process: NADPH regeneration. The record is from RefSeq and is a predicted model, not a curated record.
AUGGCUGAGCUACCAGAGGUCAAUGGAACUGGAAAGGUCCUUAGAGUCGGGAUCAUCGGUUUGGGAGAAAUUGCCCAGGUAUCUCAUAUCCACGUGUUGAACAACCUCUCCAGCCGCUACCACAUCACUUACAUCUGUGAUGUAUCUCAACAAGCUCUAGAGCAUUGCAGCAAGAAGGUUGCUGGAGGAACACCCAAAACUACGACAAGUCCAGAGGAGCUCAUCACUUCUCCCGAUACUGAUGUCAUCGUCAUCUGCAACGUCAAUGCUUUCCAUCCCGAACAGGCGAUUCUUGCUUUGAAGCACAACAAAUAUGUUUUUGUGGAGAAGCCUCUCGCGCUGAACUAUCGCGACCUGGAUUCCAUCAUCGCUGCAGAGAAGAGCUCUGAGGCGAAGGUCUUUGUGGGAUACCAGAGAAGAUAUGCCGAGGCUUUCUUGGAUGCCUUGAAGGAAGUCGGAAGUAUGGACAAGAUAGAGUACAUACGGGUCAGAGAUAUCAUUGGGCAGAAUAGUUCUUUCGUUGACCAGUCCGGCAUAUUCCCAAAGAAGUACACCGACUUCUCAAAGGAAGCAAUUGCAAACAUGCACUCGGCUGAAGAAGAGAUGGUCAAGACAGCACUUAGUGACGAAUGCGGCGUUGAAGCAACGCCAGAAGCAAUGACGUUGUUCAGGCUAUUCACUGGACUUGGCGUUCAUGACUUCUCUGCUUUGCGCGAGAUGGUUGGUAUGCCCUCACGAGUAGUCGGCGCAUCACUCGGGCUGCCAAUUUGGAACGUGCUGUUCCAGUACGAGGGCUUUCCAGUCAUGUACGAGUCAGGAAUCAUCGAUGUGCCUAGAUUCGACGCUCACAUUGAGAUUUAUUCUCGACAAAAGAUUGUGCGCAUCGAUUACGAUACCCCAUAUGUGAAGGGACUUCCUGUUACUAUGACGAUUAGGGAGAGGAUCGACAGUGCCAAGGGCGAUGGCUACCAGGAGCGCACGAUUAGAAAGACCUACGAGGACCCUUUCACGCUCGAGUUUCUGGACUUUUAUCAUUGCGCAACGAACAAGACGUCCCCAAAGACUUCGGCUGUGGAUGCUCGGGAAGACAUGGACUUGAUCAAGAUGAUCAUGCAAGCUGCCUACCCUUGA